Acipenser ruthenus (sterlet) is the source of this 7509-nucleotide messenger RNA. It is a transcript of the gene b4galt3, whose product is annotated as UDP-Gal:betaGlcNAc beta 1,4- galactosyltransferase, polypeptide 3. Lineage: Eukaryota; Metazoa; Chordata; Actinopteri; Acipenseriformes; Acipenseridae. Gene Ontology annotation, molecular function: glycosyltransferase activity. Gene Ontology annotation, biological process: galactosylceramide biosynthetic process; carbohydrate metabolic process. The transcript is spliced from 8 exons. The record is from RefSeq and is a predicted model, not a curated record. Bases 1090 to 2604 code for a protein of 504 amino acids.
CUCAAUACUAUAGUAUACCGACACUUUCUUAUAUACUUUCAUUUCUCAAAGUGGAAAUCAGUUGUCUGACUGAUAAAUGUGGUUGAUAUUAAUAGGAGGUUAAAAUAAAUGGUCCGUUGUCAAGACAACCGCAUCUCUGCUCAUAACGCUCUGCCCGGGAGUGACGUCCCACUCCCAGCAGCCGGAGCCGAGCUGCGGAGUGAGUCUGGGGUGUCUUCGCAAACAGCAACCCGCCUUUCUGACCCGCUUCACGCCUGGCAUGGAAAAAGACCUGUAAACCACAAAGUAUCGAGAUCUGAUGAUGGGCCUAGUGGGAGGAGCCUGGUUAUCAGAGGACCAUCCAGACAACAGGCUUUGAUACUAAAGCCCCACCCACAAGAUAAUUCAGCUUUAAAUUAUAUUCAGGAGUGCUUACAGAGACAACUCCCCUGAGAAGGCCACUCCCACCCGGAUAACAAACCCCACCCACCUCAGAAGACACACCCCUUUACAUAACCACUCCCACAAUCCAGAGGCCCCUUCCAUUCCAUUAAAGAAUCACCUGUCAUAGUUUGCCUUUCUCCGCUUCCUGAUUGCUCUCCUCUCUCUUUCUCCUUACCCUUUUCUCUCCCUAUUCUCCUCUGUCUCUUUCCCCACUUUCUACUAUUUCCUGAUUCACCCAUUUUCCCUCUUGUCGUCCUCUCAUCCUUUUCCCUUGCCCCUCUCCCCCUUUUCUACUUUCUCUCCUCUCCCUCUGCUCUUUCCUACACUGUUUCCCAUCUCUGCCCUUUUCUUUCCCACUCUCCUCCCUCUCACUCAUCUGUCUCAUUUCCCCUCACCAAUCUCCCACUCCCUUUCCUAACCCUCUCUUCUCCAUCCCCUUCAUAUCUCACCUUUCCCCUUCUCCUUUCUCUCCAGUCUCCCUUUCUGUUUUGUACGCCCUUCUCUUAUUUCUCCUCUUUCACCUUUUCUACUGCAUCUCCCACUGCCUCCUCUUUCACCAGCCCCCCUCUCCCUAUUUCUUCUCUCGUUCCUCUCCCUCCUUCUUUGCUCCCACACAUCUUCCAUCUCUCCUCCCUCUUCAUUCCUCACCCCCUCUCCCCUGGUACUAUGCCUUGCUCCUGCCCCUUCACCCUCCCCUCCCCUCCCCGCUCCCUCCACUCCCCCUGCACCCUGGCCUUGCUCGUGGGGUUCCAGUUUGCCUUUGUUGUGUAUUUCUCUCUGGGUGGGUUUCGGGGUCUGGCCUCUGUUCUGAUGCGCUCGGCCGGGGGGGACCCCCAGUUCGAUUACUCACGACCCCACGAUGUCUACACCAACCUGAGCCAGCUGGGGGCGCCGGCGAGCCCAGGGGAAGAACUGGAGAGAGAAAAAGACUGCCCCGAGACAUCACCUUACCUGGUGGGCCCUGUCUCGGUGCUCCUCUCCUCCCCCCUCUCGCUCUCUCAGAUUGCGGAGAGGAACCCCCUGGUAUCUCUGGGGGGGAUGUACCAACCCCCCUCCUGCCAGGCUCUCCACCACACUGCCCUAAUUGUCCCGUACAGGAACCGACCAGCCCACCUCCGCACCCUGCUAUACCACAUCCACCCCUUCCUGCAGAGACAGCAGCUACAUUACCGGGUUUACAUUGUACACCAGGCUGGUAACUCCACGUUUAACCGCGCUAAGCUCCUGAAUGUGGGGGUGCGCGAGGCUCUGCGUGACGAGGAUUGGGGGUGUCUGUUUCUCCACGAUGUUGACCUGCUCCCCGAGAACGAUCGCAAUCGCUACGUGUGCGACCCCCGCAACCCCAAACACGUCUCUGUGGCGAUGGACAAGUUCGGAUACCGGCUGCCGUACCCACAGUAUUUCGGGGGGGUCUCGGCUCUGACUCCUGACCAGUACCUCAAGAUGAAUGGAUUCCCAAACCAGUACUGGGGCUGGGGGGGUGAGGAUGAUGACAUCGCGACCAGGGUUCGUCUCUGCGGUAUGAAGAUCACUCGCCCCCCUAUUUCAGUCGGGCACUACAAGAUGAUCAAACACCGAGCCGACCGGGGCAACGAGCAGAACCCCCACAGGUUUGAUCUCUUGAUGCGCACUCGCCGCUCCUGGCACUCGGACGGUCUGAACUCUCUGACCUAUGACCUCCUGUCUCGAGAGCUGCAGCCGCUCUACACCAACCUGUCUGUGAAUAUUGGAGAGGAGCCGCCCAAACCCAAACAGAACCAGGGCCAGAAACGCAACCAGCCCACACAGAAACCAGAAAAUAACCAGGCCCAACCGCUCCACACAAACCUAUCUGUGAAUAUCGGAGAGGAGCCGCCCCGAUCCAAACCCAAGAACCAGACACUGGGACACAGACUGCACCCGACCACACAGGCAUUGACCCAGCCCCUCUGCACCAACCAGACUGUGAGCAUUGGAGAGAAGCCAGACCAGAACCCAACACACAGCCUGACACAACCUAGAGUUCAGAACCAGGGGGCACCCAUACUGAGACUGGAUCAGAACCAACCCACGCUGAGACAGAACCAAAACCAGGGCCAGGACCAGGGGAGGCCCGCAGGAACAACGCAGACAACAAGCGAGCAACACACAGGCGAUACAAACCACAGAGACAAGACACAGCACAGACACAACAAAGACUAGACACAACACAGACACUACAGAGACUAGACACGACACAGACACUGCAGAGACUAGACACAAUACAGGCACUAGACACAAUACAGGCACUACAGAGACUAGAUACAAAACAGAAACUACAGUGACUAGACACAACGCAGACGGUACACAAAACGAUAGACAGCCUUGUAAAUACACGCAACGCAGGUGACUCACACUACACUAUCACCAGAGACACAGAGUGCUGAAAACACACAGAAAAGAGAAUGAGGCUAUGAGGGAGGGGCUACAGGUAAAGGGGGCGGGGCUGUGCUCCAAGAGGGUGGAGCCAGGAGGAGGAGAGAUCAGGACAUAUCAAGAGGGAUGACAUUGCAGAUCAGUAGUUGUGCAUAAGGAGACGGGUCGCAUUUCGUUUGUAUCCCCCUGUAGGCGCGAGGGGGCGGGGGGCAUCUCCAACUAGAAUUAUGAAAAAAACAAAAGACAUAUUGGAAUUUAUCGCAAUAAACAUGAUGAGAUUUUUGUAAAUGUUGACCUUUUGGGAAACCAAAGGGUACAUGAGAUAUUGAAUUGAGUGAAUCAGAUACCAAUGAUUCCUUAAAGUAGUGAAUCAUUCAAUUCAAUUCAAAACUCGCCAUUCUGAUCGCUCUGCUCCUUCUCCCUGAACUACAGCGUUUCCAUAUCCCAUUUUGAUAAAUCUUAAACUUUCAGCUUUUAACAAAAUACUUGGGUCACCCUUAAAAGAGACUUUGGUGGUUAAUGGAUGUUUUGUUGCCAUUCUCCCGGUCUGUCCGUUCUUCUCCUCUGGUUGGUCUGCCUGCCUGCUGCCAGUCGACCCACUUCAUGCACAGCUGUGUGAUCUGAUGCAGAAUAUUUAUAAAUGCAUCUCGACAAUUCGUGCCGUACCGUUUAAAUGUGUCCAGGUAUGAUGGUAUAAUCUACAAAGUCAGUUUAGAAGUAACCGGGUAUUCCAUGCAAAUAACGUCUUUCUGGCCACUGUGAAGCUGUAGCACACAUCUGGUAUGGAUAACAAAGAACGAUUGAUUAAAAAAAAAAAAAAAAAACAGCACUCUCACCUGCUACUGUUGCAGGUCUUGUGAGGAAGGGUCUGCGUGAUUUAAAGGCAGACUCAUUUAUGCUGUGUCAUGAUGAAAAUGGGCAGUAAUAUUUUACUUUAAAAUGUAAUGAACAAACCAAGAAUUACAAGAAGUGUAACAAAUAUAUAUAAAAGAUAGAUGGAUAUACAGUCAGCACUCAGAUAUACAACACUUUUCUUGCAUGUCAAAUCAGGCUGUUUUUAUUGUGCAGUUAUACAGCGCUUCCUCCAGUUUCACCUGACGAAAAUUCAGCCAAAACAAAGCAAAUGAGACAAGCUACGGUAAUGUAAAACAGUUAAUCUUUAAACAGUUUUAGAUACUGUGAUGUAUUUUUAUUAUUUUUUUUUAAUCUGUGAUCUUUAAUUGCUUUUGUGCAUUUUCAUUUGCAUGUGAACUAUGAUAUUAGGGCCCUAUCGAGCACUAUAUUCUGUAAUUUUGAAUACUGACAUUGGAUAGUGUUUUAAUUCUGGAAACUUUUUUUUUUAUCUUUUACCAAAUUGCAUUACUUUUACAUUUUUCUGUGCAUAGCUAAUAUUUUGAUUUAAUUUUGCCAUUGGGUCGUUAACAGGGAAUUUUACAAACUGCUACAAUACGUUCCGUGUUUAAAAGUAUGUACUGUAUUACAGUUCAUGUGUCAUCUCUUUUGGCAUGUGAUAUUUUCAGAAUCAUAUUGUUCUGAAUUAAAAUACUUCUGUUGAAAAUAUAGUACUGUACCAACAAAACCAACUAUAGUACAUCUAAAUGGAAGCCUGCUUAUUUUAAAACACAGUCCUUUCAGCUAUGUAUUUUUGACAUUGUAUCUUGUUUGUGUUCCCUGAAAAAAAGACAAGGGUUGGACGGGCCAAAAUGAAAUAAUCAGAUAUAUGUCACACGUGUUUAACUGUCACUGAAGUCAAAAUUUUAUCGGGUCGGAUAUGUGAGUGCUGACUGUGUGUGUGUAAUCUAGACAAGCGCUUCUUAUACAGUCUUGAUGAAACUUGAUCAUUUCUUAUAUAUGUCAGAAUGUCAGUGGGAUGUGUCUGUCCAUUUUACAUCUAGAUAUAUCUUGCUUAUACAGUCGUGAUGAAAGUUAUUUCUUUAGCAAUCAGUAUCAGCAUGUGGAGGUGUAUAGAGGCUGCCUGUCUUAACAUAUCUACAUACAUACAAAUACUGUGUAUAUAUAUAUGUAUAUAUAUAUAUGUGUGUAUAUAUAUAUAUAUAUAUAUAUAUAUAUAUAUAUAUAUAUAUAUAUUAUAUAUUUACUUGGCUUGGCCACUUUAUUAGGACCAGUCUGUCUUCCUGAUUGGGUUUGGCAUGGCCCUGGUGUGGGGCAUGUUCUCCUGGUAUACCCUGGGUCCCUCCAUUACUCUGGAAGGCUGAACGAAUACUAAGCAUCACUGAUGCACCACCCAACAAUGCCAAACACAAUUCUGGCCCCACCACCGUGCCAGAAUUGUGAACGGUUUGAGGAGCAUGACAGACUUCUUCCACGGUCCCCACAAUGAUCUCAAUGCAAUUGUCUGAACAAUUCGUCAUCACGAUCCUCUAUACUGAAUAUUAAUGACUGAAUGGAGCCCUGGAGACACCUUCCAGCACCUUGUGGAGUCAAGGCCACGCCAAGGCAAUGAUAAGCUUAUUAGGGACAGGUCCUAAUAAAAUGAUCAGGCAGUGUACGUCACACUAUUUUACAUUUCUAGAAUAUUGCUUAUCUGAUUGUGGUGAAACUGCUCAGGACAUUUCUUUACGCCAAGCUAAUUAGCCUAUCAGAAUAUGAGGCUGUAUGGAGCCUCUGAAUCAGACUUGCAUUUUCCAUGUGCAUACAGUGGGUGUAAAUCCUUGUGAAUUUAUUUUAUGAUGGUUUUAUAUUUAUAGCUGAUAGUGUAUACUGUGUGUGUUUUUUAAUCAUGUAUGUGCUAUUUAUUUAUUUAUUGCUAGUGGGAUGCCCACUAAGAGAAAGACUUUGGUGUUGCAAUAGCCUCAUCACUGUCAGAAACCAAAUGCUUGGGUAUGUAGCCAAAAUAUAGAGUACAAAUCAGAUGAGUUUAUGAUGCUGUUGCAUAAUGCACUGGUGAGAUUGCACUUGAAGUACUAUGUCCAGUACUGGUGACCACAGCACCAAAGAGACAUUGUGGCCCUGAAGAGAGUCCAGCAAAGAGCAGCCAGACUAAUCCCACUGCGCAAAGGAAUUCAUUUAUAGAGGGAAUCUAUUUAGAAUGAAGAAGUCAUUCAGAUCUUAAAAGGAGUUGACAAAGUUAACCCUAACCAGUACUUUAAGCACAGCACAGAAACCAGGACCAGAGCACACACAGUUGGAGAUUAAGUGGACUUCCGAGACGGAGGGUAAGAGAGAAUGGGUUACCAAGCCAUGUUGUUCAUGCUGAAUCACCGAGAUCCUUUAAGUAAAACUGUGUUGAGAUCUAUCACUUGCCAGGAACCAGAUGAGGUUUGAAGGGCCGGAUGGCCUCCUCUCAUUCGUGAAUUUUUCAUAUUUCCUAUCUCUUGGUCUUUGGUUCAAAAAGCUGUUUCUGCACAUGUGCCGUAUCAGAACUGACUGAAGGGCAUUCCCAUUGAGAAUUUGUUUUUGUUGCAAUUAAGAACCGUACUUGAACAUUGUGUGCCUUUGUUUUGUUGUACAGUACAGUGAAUGUUUUCCUGUCCCCUUAACUUUUCAUGAUGUUUGCAAUCGGAGUGUUUCUUGUUGCAGUUAUAUUUUUAGCAGUUGCUCAAAUACUAGGUUUUUAUAUUGUUCAGGUGCUAGCUAUGAAUUAGGAGCUACUCUUCAGUUCUAGUUGCUUGUCAUAGAUGUAGGCAGGCUAGAUCACCCAAAGUGUCUUCAUGUUGCUAAGCAUCAGCGCCAUCUAGUGCACAGCUAGUGUAUUGCCAGCAAUACACUGCCAAAGAACAAAAUGAUCAGUAGGUAGCUUGUAUUUCUACAAAGACACUGGGGUUGAUACGUCUACAUACAUCUAUAACUGGCAACUAGAACUGAAGAGCAGUUGUUGAACUCGGUCAAAGCACUUAAAUGUAUGGUAGUCCUAUUGUUAAUGUGCUUUUUCUUGCAUCCUCUAGGGUAGAGUGUUGCACGGGGACAGGUUAAUGGUUACACUCAGGGUAGCUGUACUACUGAUGGAAAUAUGUUGGUUAAGAGGAGUCUGGUAUUUCCAUACCCAUACCAAGAUACUUACUCAUUUUUAAUUGAAUUUAUAUACCUAUUUAUGUGUAUUAAAUGGGCAUAUGUAAACAAUCUGAACAGUCAACAAGGUUUGUAUUGAAGUAAAGCGAAAAGAAGGCUGAACUUUGAGGGAGUAUAUUGCUGGAAACUGCUUGCUUGUGUGAUUGUGUGGGUGUGAUAGUUAGUCUUGCUUCUUUUCAAUGUUUAUUUUUCAAGGGCUUACAAAGUACUAUAAUAAAUCACUCACCUUUUAGAUCCUGGAUUGGGGUUCUUCAUUGGAGCAACAUGAAACCUGUCAAUCAUACAACAGGCAUCUCCGUUCAGUUCAUGAGUGAUUCUGACCAGCUGAGCCUUGACUGAGUGGGGCGGAGAUAUUCAAAGUCAAUAGGAAAGUUUUGGGUGUGCUUGGAAAUGCUUUACUCUUAAAAGAUGAGUGAUUCAUUACAGUACUCUCUCUGAAAAAUAAACGUUGAAAAGGAGCAAUCUUAGUGGUGAGUGUGAAUUUGCUAUAUUUCUCUAGUUUUCUAUUUAUCGCGGAAGUGGAGCAAAGCUGUCUCCUAAACUGUGAAAACACAAAGUUGUGAAUAGUUUUUAUCGUAGAGGAUAUAUAUAUAUAUAUAUGUAUUUACUGUGUACUCUGAAAGCUGUAUCCGUCUAUAUAAAUAAAGUGCAAAUUCAACUGAA